GAGGUUAUUUUGAACCCCCUUCUCUUCGAAGCCAAUCCCCACCUCCAAGGCUGGAACGCCACUGUCACCUCCGACAAACGCCUGAUCGAAGCUUCACCGUCGCAGACGAGGGAUCUUCUGGUCGUCGUCGGCCGUCUAGUCAUCGUCGGGCAUCUGGUCGUCGGCUUGUCAUCCUUGUCAUCGGCAUCGUCUGGUCGUCGUCGGGCAUCUGGUCGUCGUCGUCUGGCUGUGCUCUUCCGCGAAUGCAAAACGUCGUCGUCCAGGCUGCUGACAUUGAGACAGAAAAGAAAACGGUGACUUUUCUGCGUUUGGAUUGUGGUUAGCCACUUAGCCAUAAAGUCAUAAUUCAUAAACCCUUUGAACGGGGUUUUCCGAUUUUGGGCUUGGUCCUCACGUGAGGGGGAGGCUACUGUGUCGGGUAGUGAGAACUCUGAACUCUCUGAGCCUUGCAGUUUUCGUAGGAAAGUGCGUGUUUGGAAUUGGACCCACAUUUUCUAAAUACAGGUUCCCCAACAUCAUCGAAGAAGUGCCACAUCAUGGUGUGGUGUCGAUAAAGGUGGUGAACAACAUGCAAAAUUGCAAAUAUCCGGUGACGUGUCAAUAAAAGCGUGAAAGAACAGUAUUUUGCUAUUUUAUCGGGCUACGCGUAACUGUUAUCGGUAUCUGCUACUCGCCAAAAACACACGCCCCACACAAGCACGCAACAGUGCAACUCUCCUCUUUCUUCUUUUUCUUUUUUUUUUUUCAUUAACCUGUUUUCCUUUUGUGUACGUAAAAGUAUAGUAUAGCAUCGGGAUUUAGGAAUAUAGUUUGGGGAUAAAAGCAAUAAUAGAUGCAGCAUACAGGUAAGAGGUUCAAUAAAUAGUUACGAAAGUGGUUAUAAAGUUAGGUAUUUGUGGUUAAGGCUUAAGGAAAGGUUCGUUACAAUUUAAUGAAUUUUAUGCCAACCGUCGCCCAAUUCAGCCUAACCAACAAAUGGUUGUGAAGUGUUUGAACUAGAAUCAGUAAAAUCUUCAUAAAAUAAAUUAAAGGCUAUACAGGUGAAAACCAUCAUUAAUUUGAGCCAUCCGUUUCACCUGGGCUGAAGUUGGAUUUAUAAAAAACUGGACUUCUAGGUGCUAGCCCAGUAAUCCCAAGAAUAUCAGAAGCCCAAACAUAAAAUCUAGGCCCAAAAUGUCACACAAAAAAAACGGCUUGUGAAAUGGAAAGAAAAAACUCAAUUCUCAAGAGUCCAGGAUCUUCACCGGAGGUACUCCAACACUAUCCACACCAAACGAGACGAGAAUCUGAAGAAGAGAUCGGAACUCAUCGUCGUUAAUUCCUUCUUCUUCUUGUGCGGAAGAAUGAACAGUUCCGUUGGUGGAAGCUCGUCGAAACCAAGAGCUGCUUCUUCUCAACCUUCCGAAACUUCUUCAAAGCGCAAAAGAGGAGUUUUCCAAAAAGAACUGCAGCAUAUGAUGUACGGCUUUGGAGAUGAUCCCAAUCCUCUUCCUGAAAGUGUAGCGCUUAUGGAGGAUAUUAUUGUGGAAUAUGUCACGGAAUUGGUACAUAAAGCUCAAGAUAUUGGAUCACAGAGAGGGAAACUAUCAGUUGAGGAUUUCCUUUAUUUGAUUCGCAAGGAUUUGCCAAAACUUAAUCGAUGUACAGAAUUGUUGUCUAUGAAUGAAGAGCUGAAACAGGCAAGAAAGGUUUUCGAAUCAGAUGAAGAGAAAUUGAGGAAGGUUUUUGAAGUGGACGAACCAGUUGAAUGAUGAAUGAGAAAAAGAUCAUUGAAUUGCACCGAAUACACCAUUCCUGUUCUGACAUCUCUAGAUCAAGUUUUUUUGAAAUUUGAGUAUGUCUUACAUUUGAAAAUAGCCAACCUAGAUAUUUAAAUAGUUGAAUUGUAACUUCCUAAUAUAUUUGUUCUCCUAUUUAUUGUGUCCAUGAUCUUGUGAUUAGAAAAAAAUAAUUUUUAACACCCUAGAGUAACUAUCUUAAACCAAAAAGAAAUUAUUUGGUCUUAGCAGGAUAUUUUUUGUUAUGAUGUAUUCUUAAUGUAGUUGAACAGAGAAUUAGCUAG
Arachis ipaensis is the source of this 2062-nucleotide messenger RNA. RefSeq names its product transcription initiation factor TFIID subunit 13. The record is from RefSeq and is a predicted model, not a curated record. Gene Ontology annotation, biological process: transcription by RNA polymerase II. Gene Ontology annotation, molecular function: protein heterodimerization activity. NCBI's taxonomy places the organism in Eukaryota, Viridiplantae, Streptophyta, Magnoliopsida, Fabales, Fabaceae.